GGCUUCGGAGGACUUGUGUAAGUUGUUUCAAGCUGCGUCUCCUUUUACCCACAGCCUUUCAGUUUCACUCCCUGAUCAGUGAUAAUCAUUAUCUAGCAUCAUGCCCCCUCCAACACCAAGAUUAUUUGUUAUUCGACAUGGUGAAACAGAAUGGUCCUUGAAUGGACGGCACACUGGAACAAGUGACAUUCCUCUGACAGCCCGUGGAGAGGAGCAAAUCAAGUCUAAAGCGCAUAUCUUGGUCGGCGAAGGCAAACCCAUCGAUCCACAAAAUCUCUGUGUCGCCCUUGUAUCUCCCCGUCAGCGAGCCCACAGAACAUUUCACUUGUUAUUCGAACAUUUGCCCAAGAUCCCGGAUCAUAUCAUCGAUGUAUCCGUUAGAGAGUGGGACUACGGGAAGUACGAAGGCUUGUUUAAGCAUGAAAUCCUUGCCAUAGACCCCAAAUGGGACAUCUGGAGAGAUGGCUGUCCCGGAGGCGAGAGUGCUCAGGAGAUGUGCGCCCGCGUUGAUAGUGUGAUCGCCAAGGUUCGAGAGUACCAUAGACAAUACUUUGAAGAGGGCAAAGGAACGCGCGACGUAUUAAUUGUUGCUCAUGGCCACUUCAAUCGUGUCCUCAUUUCUCGAUGGAUAAGAUUCGAACUCGCGUUAGGAACUCGUUUCAACGUGGAACCUGGAGGAGUUUCUGUCCUGAGCUAUAAUCAUAAUUCCCUCGAUGAACCAGCUUUGAAUGCCCUGAAUUUGUAUGCUGACCUCAAAUAGUCUGUUGUAUUCUCCAGAUGUAGAUCUUGUCCAGGCUUUGAAAUUAUGUGAAUUAUCGGUUUCGCCAUAGUCCUCCCCCUAGCCUUGCCCUAGCCCACCAAUAAAAUACAUUUGGUCAGUUC
Messenger RNA from Suillus clintonianus, 882 nucleotides. Its product is annotated as histidine phosphatase superfamily. Gene Ontology annotation, molecular function: sedoheptulose-bisphosphatase activity. The transcript has 10 exons. NCBI's taxonomy places the organism in Eukaryota, Fungi, Basidiomycota, Agaricomycetes, Boletales, Suillaceae. Gene Ontology annotation, biological process: ribose phosphate biosynthetic process. The coding region runs from base 101 to 760 and encodes 219 amino acids. The record is from RefSeq and is a predicted model, not a curated record.